This is a messenger RNA of Cherax quadricarinatus, 1070 nucleotides long. The record is from RefSeq and is a predicted model, not a curated record. Lineage: Eukaryota; Metazoa; Arthropoda; Malacostraca; Decapoda; Parastacidae.
AUGUCUCAGGUGAUGAGCGGGUGCCUGGGUCCUGGUGAGUACCACAGGUACCUGACACAGGUAUCUGCAGCCCGCCGUAGAUGCGACGCUCAGCCUGCUGCCUCUCUGCUGAGUGGCAGACGCUCCUCCUUCUCCUCAUACUCCUUCUACGACCCCUACUCUACUGAGCAGAACACCGUGGCGACUGACACCAGUGGUGACCGAAUCUUCAACUACAACCCGAACUCCAUCCGCGACGACUUCGGUCAAGGUCGUAGUCACCACUCCUCUAGGAUGCCGCUCUCCAUCUCCUUCGAGGACCCACGACAACAGCGAGACGACUUAGGCGACGGCGACGAUAAACGACUCCCAGCCUAUGACCAGGUUACUUAUUCCAGACAACCGCGAGAGUCCAGUGCCCAAGUCUAUCCCCGACCCUCUAGAGUGCCCAACACCCAGAUCAACCUGGGCACCCAGUCAGGAAGGCCUAUCAUCUUUCCUGAUACAUCUUACCGCCCCCCCAUCUACCAGAGUCCACCUCAGCAGGUGUUUCCUGGUGGUGAUGUUGGUGGUGGUGGUGUUGGUGGGUCCUGGGAGCGAGUGUGGGACUCCCACCUGCUGGGUCAUUCCUUCAGUGUGGUCAACGCUGCCCUCAGCAACCUCACCUGUGUGGCCGCCUCAGUCAACGCCAUCGACGGUGAUUUGAACAUUAAGUUCGACUCGUUCUUCAACUACUACAACACCAGACCUGUGGAUCAGCUGCUCAGGGCCGACCUGGCCGACGGUGUCAACUUCUGUAGAGCUUUCACGGAGUGUCUUCCAGUGGAGAAACUCAAGACUCCACUCCCCUGGAAACUGCAAAGAUUCCUGGCCUUCCUCAAGUGCGAGAGGAAGUUACGCUUGGCCUCGUGUUUCAAGCACGACCUCAGGAGCAACCUCGCCUACUUCGACCUCUCGGCCCUUCCUGAUGAAGGAGGCAGGAGCUCUGGUAUCGACGUUCUUAUGACCGUUCUUGUAGGAGCGGAUUCCGUCGAUGACUUACAGAUGUUCUAGUCUCCUUCCAGCGUUUACUCCCUCCCUCCCUCUCUCUC